AUGAGACUUUUCGUAAGCCGCAAUGGCCAUUUUGAGACUGCUAGUUUGACUUUCAGCAUAGCCCAAGCACAGAAACCAAUCUCUACGAUAAAUAUCAAUUCUUCCAAGAUGCAAUUCACAAUCAAUGUUGCAAUUUUUGUCUUGUCCAUUGCCGGGGCAGCCCUAGCUUCGCCUCUCCGGUCUCGCGCGACUAGCGACGUUGGGGACGCUGUCGGCGAUCUGGGAAGUGUUGUUGGAGACGUUGCCGGAGACGUUGUCGGAGCGGUAGGGGAUGCUGCUGGAACGUCCGCCCUUCUCUCCUCAGCGAUGAGCGCACAUCCUCACCUUCCUCGCGCCUUGAUCCAAUCGAUGAAGCUCAUCGAGGGUGCGGGGAAAUCCACGAGCUAUAACCCUACCUUUCGUGUCGUCCGCCUGGACAUUCAGAAUCCAUUUGAUACAGACUUCGACGCAAAUAUCCUCCUAGAAUUGCCUCGGACGAUCGGCUUGGUCCCCCAAGGAUAUCGCUGUACAUACCUUCAUGAUGCCGUGUUCAACGGCGACGUUAUCCUAGCGUGCGAGAUGAUUCGUUUGGGUGCUGGCAUCGACAUUGUAGACAGCAGGGGAAACACACCUUUGAUGAUCGGCACCAUUCGACUAGCAGAAUUGUACCGCCUACAUGGGCCUCUAACUCGUUCCUUCGUACCAUCGGAAAAUCCAUACCCACGUAUCGCCACCAUCGUCCGGACCCUCGUUGAGCAUCUUGCAAAUGCCAAUUUCACAUCAAAUCGCCGAACACCAUUGCAUCACGCUUGCGAAACCCAUGAUUGGGAAUUAAUCACCUUGCUCAUCAACCACGGCGCAAACCCUUCACUCCGAGGGACCGAGCCACUGAUCCCGUCCCUCAAAGCGGCUGAUGCGCAGCGCAUACAAGGCCUCCUUGACCAAUAUGAUCGAAUAAAGGAUAAGGGGCCACCACGGAGACCCUGUCCAUGUUUUUCGGGCUUAUUCUUGGACGAAUGUCAUGCAAAACGCGCGCAGCCGUAUCCUGAGCACCACGCUUGCCCAGGAUUCGGUUGCCAAGGUAUCAAGCCGUACGGCGAAUGUUGCCUUCCACGGGGGAUACAGGCACUGGAAGGCUGGGACGCAUCAGCCCAACGGAUAAAAACCGAGGUCACUACGACGAUAUAUCCCGAUCCAGAAGAAGAAACGGAGGGCCACCCUAUGUUUGUUAUCAGGCGCAAAUUAGCACGAUAUUUCUCCGGAGGGUUGAACGUCGAAGGCAACAUCGUCGACGUACUUCGGUUUCUUGCCUGCAAUGACAAAGCAUGCCCAAAGGGAUUCGAUGAUCGUGCCCUAGAUGCGCACCAGAAACUGGGCCAUUACUGUGCCCGGGCCUUGACCGAAGAUUUCGUUGAUCCAGCAUACAAGCCCGUAGGCCAGCAGCGGACGAAGGAAUUCUGUCACGAACGCCAGGAGCGCUGGAAUGCCGCCGUCGACCGGUACAUAGCCAAGCGAAUCGAUACCCGCCCCAGAGAAGAAAUCGAGAAAGCCGCGAAAUUGGGGAAGUUCCUAGUCAAAAGUGUCAAGAGUCAGACUGGCCCCAUCAUAAACGAGUAUGUGGCAAGCCAGGCCAAAGAGGGCGGGCCCUUCCGUCGCAAAAACAACUCGAUGAAUACUGCUGGAAAGCUUUAG
Molecule: messenger RNA, 1671 nt
Organism: Pleurotus ostreatus (oyster mushroom)
Lineage: Eukaryota; Fungi; Basidiomycota; Agaricomycetes; Agaricales; Pleurotaceae
Exons: 7
Coding region: 1-1671 (556 amino acids)
Molecular function (GO): protein binding
Source: RefSeq, a predicted model, not a curated record